AUGAGGGUGAUACAAGAAGGUUCUAAGGAAGAUAAAGCAAAGCAAUGGAAGACGUUGCUUACAAGUGUUCAAUUACCAUCAAAUGGAGGUCAAAAGGAGCUACAAAAGGCACUUGAAAGGCUUCAAGAAGAAGAAGAGAAGGAUGCAGCAGCAUUGCAAGAUGAAAACAAACGCAAUCUAGAGCAUUUGAGACAGGAAUUCUUUGCCAUGAGACGAGCUUUUUUUCAAGUUCGGAUUGAGCUUUUUCAUGUGGCUCAAAACUUGCAACAUGUUCAUGUGCAGAUUGCUCAAGAAAUUGUCAACAAGUUGCUACAAGAAGGACUGGAGAAGGUUUUAGUUGAUGAACUCUAUGGACGUCAAUUUUAUCAUGCACCGGUAUUUGAUCGUGUUGGAAAAGAAGAGCAAAAGGCACGGAUGGAGUGGGAGAUUCAAUUUCUACAGGAAGAAAUGUUGUUAAGGGAUUUAUUCUUAUUGACUCUUGUCGUCUCGAAACAAAAGACAAGGUUGGAUUGUGCGAUGAAGAUUACGACGACGGUCUACAAUUGGGAAGCUCGAGUCAUGCAAGAGGUUCUCACGACUAGGACGUUGGCACUACCUGCAACACAGCAAUGGGCAAGAAAAUUAACGCAGGUAGGAGUGCUCAUAGCAAUCCGGUUACUGCAUACAACUGGUACCGUACAAGAAUAUGAAACUUUGCAACGAAUGACUACAGACUUUUUCUUGACGGAAUUGGGUGACGAAUCAAUAGCGUCGUCUGUAUCGGGUGUGCUAUUGUUGGCUUGGGCUGCAUUAUUGGGCCGACAGUUUCGUAAUAUUGUAGAAUGUGAUCGAGAGAGUGAAAAAGCGAAGGGGCUACAGGAAAUGUUGGAGACAACGUUAGCAGCAACAGAGCGUUUUCGCAGCUUUUACUAUUUCAACGCGCUCAUGCGCUCGUUAAUCUUUUGCAUUGAGCACGUCGACUCUGACGAAAUGGAACGCAAACCAUAUUUGAUGCCAAUGAGCUUUUAUGGGACAUUGCUGUGGACAUUACCCAAUGUAGCAGCCUCUGGGGGGCUAUGUGGCGCAAACACAAUUCAAUCGCAGCAGCCAAUCAGCUUUGGCAGUGCCUUUGCUUACCAAAACGUGGUCGCAGAUUUUUUAAACGAUAUGCUGUCGUCGCUAGGUUACAUGGACAGCAUCGAUGGGGUACAGCAGCUGUUUGGCAUGGUGAAAUUUGUGCUACCCGCUCUUUCAAGUGCUCGUGUGGCCAAGCAGACUCUUGGAAUUGACUUGGACGAUGGCAACGUGAUGGAUGCUAUAGCUGGCGGAGAAACGACUGCGCUUUGUGAGCUACUGACGAAAGCUCGGGCAUAUUUGCCGCAUAGCUUGCUGCCUUGCAUUCAGAUGAUGACGGCGCUAUGCUAUAAUAAUCAAAACUACUCGUCACCAACUGUGAUUCGGCAGGUCCUCAAGUAUUUCAGCACGCCGCGUGCAGGAUUAGAGGAUGACACGAUUACCAGCGGUGUUUAUUGGCCGUUGCCACCGACUGAGUAUUUCACUGAGCUUGACGACGAGCCUGGUCGACUGAAGUGCACUCGUACCUUUGCUUACGACGGUGCAGAUGGGCAGUUAGUGGUGCCAGCGGGAACAGUCGGUACGAUUAUGUAUUCUAGCGACGUUAUUCAGGUUAAAUGGCUCGUUUUGGACGGUGGCAAUGGCAAGAAUGCGUUUUCGCUGUGGGAUAUGCUUCUAGUUAGCGCAGACAGCUUUGUAGCAGGUCUUCAGUCCGGUUCUUUUGUAGAUUUGUAUCGUACGAACUCCGAAGACCUGCAUGUUCUCACGUCAUUUUUUGAAUUCAUCGUACAGCUAGGUCGGCACCAGGAUGGUGGAAAGUGCAUGGUGGAGGAGAUGGAAUGCCGUUGGGGUGAGGCGAGACUGCGUCGUUGGUGGAUUGAUCAUCAACUUCCGUCACCAGAAAUAUACGUAUCUCUUCUGUUCCGGCAACAGAUUGCCCUUCCUACUCUGCUUUCGGCAUCGAGAGAGAACUUGGUAUCCUGGGGAAUUAAAGAUCGCUACACACGAGAACAAAUUUUGGUGCUGAUUGGAGGCACGGGGAGUCUCGAUUUUGAAGGUGCUAAGAUCGGACUCACGUAUGGUGACACUACGAGUAAGAUGACUUUGUUUGGUGUGGAUGGAGGCACUCAUUUGUUGCGGCUACUACUGAAGGUACUAGAAUGGUUUUUGCAUCGAUUCUCAUGGAAUACUGACGAUAAUACCACGGAAAGUGAAAAUGCUGGGCUUGCAGAGCAUUUGCAUCUUUUUGCAGCAUCUUUUGUUGCCCUUCGGACGGUUUUAGCCACCACAAGUGGGGUAAAGCUGCUAAUAAAUUCUUCACUAUGUGGCAGGCAAGAAGAGUGCAUAAACUUGAUCGUCAAAAGUGCUAAAAAACUUUUUGAGUUGCAGGAGCGGUUGGUAGGAGAGUACCCAGUCGUAUUGGCAACACACGAUAUUUUCAUGAGUGUGGUACGGUGGUUUCUUUCAAUGGAAGCACAAUCGCUUGCGAGCCAAGCUUCAGGCAAAGAUAAGUUUUAUUCUCAUGAAUUUGUGGCAAGUGAAAGACUCUGGUUUGUCAGCGCAGCGGAAUUUGCGAUCGAAGUAUUGUCGACCCAUGAAGGUUGGAAAUUCUUGAGUAUUACCAACCGGUGUGAAAUUACGGAGCGAUGCUUCCGCUUGCUCUACGUACUGGUGCUUCCCCGUAAAUGCGUUAAUGAGCGCAAUGAUAUGUUAAUUUCGUUGGAGUCUGCUCUGCGUGAGACGCUGUCCACCGACAUGUCAAUGUUAAUGAAGCUGUUACGGUCAUCAUGUGCUGUGUUGUCAUCCAAGGAAGAUGACAUGGGUCACUGGAACAUAGUUAUGUCUUCUGACUUCGAUGAAGAAAGUGGCGUGUUAAGCUCCGACAAAAACUAUAAUGACUGCUUUCCGUUAAAGUACAAAAGCGCAUUUGACAAUGCUGGGGCUAGCAUGAUGCAGCUUGAAUCUCUGGUGACGACAUGUUUACGAUUUGUGGCAUUGCUCAUCACAAACCAAAGUAAUGCGGUGGACGUACCAAUUGCACGAAAGAUUCUGCUGGCUUCAAUUGAUGGACGUAGUUCGAAGAAGCGUAAGCUGCUAACAAUUGUCACACUUUGCGGGGGCUAUCUUGGUUAUUUGCAGGAACAGGCGCCUGGAAUUGCGUAUUGGUCCUUGCAAAUUUUACAGCAUGCUGCUGUCGCGCUAGAUUACCGUGAGGAACGGGAGAGUCGCAAUCUCUCAUCAAUGCAUUCUCUAAUUGCCCUUUUCCAUGGAUAUCAGGACCUUGGUAUUGUCCGUGGAGUAUUUGCGCAACUGCUACAAGUAUCGUCGACGCAACAGUCGGCGUUGCGAAAAGCUGUUAUCGAAAUGCUAACCUUGUGUCUGGAGCAUCAGCCGGGCUUUUUGGCGUUGCUACUCUUCGGUGACAAAAACACAAGAAGCUCCAAUUCAGAAAACACUACGAAAGAAAAGGUGCAGGAUGACUUCUUUCCUUUCGUGACAUUACUGGAACGAUUUUUUGAGGCUUCAGAAAGGCUUCUGGAGCAAGCUUCGGACCUCUUCUGUGCCUUACUGACCUUCCUUGUGCACGUGUGGAAAGGUGCCAUUCAAAAUCGUCUUGAUAUUCAUCAAAAGGUUUUGACAGCCUUGUGCGCGCGUCCCGCAUUCUGGUUCAAUGUAACACGAGCACUCAAAAUCCAUAUGCCGUUAGAGUCGGCAGAUGAACGUGGACUUCUGGACAUGGAACUUGCUGCUGCUACUGCUCAAGGAAUGAGGGAUGCACAGAGUAUGUCUAGUUCGUUAGAGGCGUACGUUGGGCGGUCUAGUGCGUACGGAUAUAUGGCUCGCAGCCUGAUUCUCCAGUUGGUGUCGUACGAGUGGCACAGUCACGCUUCAACAAAAGACGAUCACCCGCUAUUGGAUGUGUUGGAAUCUUUCAGAAAGGAGGGGCUGUUUUCGCAUUGGUUGCGCACCUUUACUCGCUUGGACUAUUCUCCGGCGCAGUUUGAGCUGUACGCGUCGUCUAUCUGGCGUGCUUGCAAUUCAGACAUGCUCACAACGAGCCUGUUCAGUGAUAUUCCGGCUAGUGGUAUUUCAAUGUACGUCGAAGGCCUUAUUUGUAAUACCAGCACACUUAGAUGGCAACUCAGCGCGGGUGGUGAUUUUAAGCUGGAAGCUUCUGCAACGGAUGUGCGCGUGCUGAAAAUGAUUCAGUGGAGUAAUUUGCAAGCCGCUUUUCUUCACGCGCAACUGUUUUCCUUGUCCAAGUGGAAAGUAUUCAUGGAGCUGUGUUGCCUGCAGGCAGGCGGAGCUGCUGACAGUACACCUAUUGCUGAGAAAUCGAGCGAAGCAACGACAUCGAGGCGGCUAAAAAGAAAAGAGUCGAUGAUCUCGUCGCCUCCUCGUAACAGCAGCACCAGUAGGACGCCCACUACGGGUAUUAAUUCCAGAGUGUACUUGGUUGCGUCAGGAUCUUCUACAUCCAGCUCUGAAAGUGCGCUGUUAUCACGUUUUUUUGGUGAUCGAACAUCAUUUGAAAUGGUUCGGGUACUUGCAGACGUUAUUAAGAUUAGACUGCACGAAGCUCAGGAUGAAGCUCUUGACUACUUCGUGCUGUUAUAUCUCCACGACCUAGUACAGCUUUUGGUUUCGAUGUUGCACCAUCAGUUGUGUCUAGUUGUACAAAAGGCACGUGACCCCAAGUUAUCCCAGACUCGGCAACGUCUUGAAGUGCCUAGCGCAGAACGCAACCUAAAGCUUAAUGUUGGGGCCACACUUGAGUUGUUAGCUGUUGUCGAGAAGACUAUCAGUGCAGUGCGCGACUCGAUGGAGCAAAGUGUGCGUGAGGUGGAUCUCGUGGGACUUGGCGCCAAUACCCAGCUCAUGUCUGGUUCUUCUGUUGAACUUACAUCAGUCUCAUUGAUAUCUCGCAUGGUGAUGGACUACGAGCGAGGGGCGAAAUCAGUUACAGACGAAUUGCUCACAUCGCUUCUUACAGCAGCAUUACUGCUGGUGCGUCACUUGGUUAAGAUAAGCAGCCAUCCGAAUAUCGCAAAUCGAACUAUUGAGCUGGAAAGUACUUUGCCACCUAAGUCGAUAUUGCAGAUGAAGUUAAUUGGGCACUGCAUGAACAUCAUAGAUUUGUGCGAUGGUCGGUCGCAGCAUAUGAAGUCUUCUGAAGCUCUGUUUCAACUAAGCUGGUGUCUCUUCCAAGAAGCACUCGUCGGCUGUAGCAGCGUUUCAAACGUACCAAAGCUACGCACGAUAAACGCGUUGCAGCUAAAUCCGCUAGUUAAGAAGCUGGAGCAUGAACAACAAGGGAUCGGUGCACUGUUGUACCUGGUGGUACAGCGCUUCCGUCCUUCAUCAUAUAGCAAGGCAGCGGCCGCAAAACAAGAGGAGGCCUUUCAGGUGCUCCGAGGUCUAGUUGCGGUUGUAUGGAACCCAAUAAACUCUGAGUUGUGUCAGCGUGUUAUGCUCAAGGGAAGCAGCAACUCUUAUUCACCAUCUUUGAUAUCGAUGCUUGCAACACAGUUGUUACCGCUACUACAGACUCAGAUGGAGCGCGAAGAAGCCACCAGUAAAUUGCGUGGUUACAUACUGUCAGUACGUGACAGUAUCGUAACGGAUCGAUCUACAGACGCUGAAAACCUGGAACGCUCUGUUGCGCACCGAGCGUGGUGUCUCGUACUUAACUUUGUAGGCGGCCUGUUGCGUCUACAAACAGAAGAAACUGUCAUCGCUUCUGAUGAUGAUGUAGACGUAUGGAGUUUUAUGUCAAGUGCUGAACCGCUAUUACUAUCGGCAGUGGAGCUUUCUACUUGCCAACGUCUAACGAGCGCGACAAUUGCAGAACACCAAGCAUUACUACGGCUGCUGAAUGCUCUGAGCGGGACCACGACAAGACGAAAGCGUUGGCGUCAAGCGUUCCCAAACAACACUGUGGUUCUUAUGGAGCAGAGUCGUCAAUUGCUUCGACGUGCAUGCGUGCUCCUGGGGAGCUCAUCACUGGAAAAUGACCGAUUGCGUACCGAGAGAAUGCAAAAGAAAAAGCACGGAAAACUGGUGAGUAAAUCGAUUGUGGGCUUUGGUGCAAGUCUCAGGUCGAAAUCACCGCGAUCACCUCGCUCUCCAUCGGCCUUCACAUAUGCGCAUCAGACACUGCUUCAUGAUCAUUUGCAGGCCGUGCAAGGUGUUGAGAAACGAAAGCUUACAGAUUUUUAUCGAAAGAUGGAGACUGAAUUAGUGAUAACUGUGCAAUUGGCGAGCUUACUGUUAACCAAGUGGACUGCAUCGUUAACCGACCGUGACGUUAUUCUCGUUGUUGACGGAGUACGACGUGUGGAUGAAGAGCAACUUGUGCCCUUGCUCGCCUUCAUUCCACCAAAUGACGCGCGCUCUACGUAUAGCAGCCCUGGCUUAGGUCAUUUGUGUCUUGCAAUGAAUUUUAUCCUCGAUCAACUUCUAGCAAGUGAGGAUUCACAACCAAAGGAGCUGCAAACAGCGGAAAUGAAAGCGGUGUUGGUGAAUGCAGUCAACGCGUGUGCCGUGCUGUUUUUGAAGACGUAUCUCUUGUAUCUUGAGCACUACGAGCUUGUCAAGCAUGAUCGUAAUGAGCUUGACAGCUUUUUUUGCCAAUUCAAUGCCCGACUAUCUAAUGAUGACAGUACGUCCAGUAUUGGCGUGGAUGUGCAGUUGCUCGAGUAUAUUGGCAAGAUAAUUGCUGGAGAAGAUUAA
Messenger RNA from Peronospora belbahrii, 6786 nucleotides. Lineage: Eukaryota; Oomycota; Peronosporomycetes; Peronosporales; Peronosporaceae. The record is from the annotation of a GenBank genome assembly.